UCACACUGCUCUUGACGGACGACUAAGGACUGCCCGAGAGGAACCGAUGGGGAAGCUUUCGAAUGUCCUUUUCGUUGGCCACAACGGCUUCAAACAAUUUCGUGACGACACGAGAUUGCCAUCAUUGGAUUUUGCCGAAAUCGAUAUUGAGCCUCAUAGUGAUUACUUCGAAGGCAAGUCCAUCAGGGCAGUCGCCGCCCUAGCGUUCAGCGCUCUUGCGGCCGGAAAGAAGGCGGUCUUUAGAGGUUUCAUUGGAGGAGAGGAAAGGAGUCUGUGCCAUGAGUUCUCUGAAGAAAUUCGCGAUUUAUCCUGCAAUACAAAACAUUGUCUUGUAUUGCUGAGAAAUGGGCAACUCUAUCAGUUUUCUGUGGAGAAGAAUCAAAUGAUUAUGCUGAAUUUCAUCUCCACCGAGGACAGCUCUGAACAGAAGAACCAAAUCACGCAUGUUGCUUGCGGAGAGACGAAAAACAUUGCAAUUACCAAUCAAAAUGCUGUCUACGAUAUUCCUUCCAAGAUUCACAAAUUCGAGAAGCACGUGAAGAUUCAAAAGAUCUCUUGCGGUCAUGAGCACGCACUCCUUCUCACAAAGAACGGAGAUGUUUACUCUUGGGGAAAUGGAUUGCGAGGGCAAUUGGGACAUGGCAGCUUGGAAAAUCACACGAAACCUGAACUGAUUGAGGCACUGAGUGGAAUCAAAAUCCUGGACAUUAGCGCUGGAGGAUGGCACAGCGCUGCAGUCUCAGCUUUUGGAGAUCUCUACACUUGGGGAUGGAAUGUCAGUGGACAACUGGGAAAACCCGUGACAAAUCCUUCGUCUUCUGUCGCAGACUUCACCCCGAUCGUGUAUUGCACUCCGGAAGUAAUAGAUCUUCCUCAGGAUGGCGAAGAUAGUGACUUGGACUCACAACUGAAGGUUUCUUCCGUUGCGUGUGGCAAUCAACACACUUUUAUCAAGACUGAAUGUGGCAAAAUUCUUUCAACGGGACAUAACAAGUUCGGACAAUUGGGACUUAAGGAAUGUGGGAAAAAUGAUUAUGUAGAUAAGUUUUCAAUAGUCAGGGAAAAUGCAGUCGAAUGUUCUGUAUCUUGUUGCAUGUACUGUACAUUCUUUAUGUUGUCUCGGCUAUAAGUUGUGUACUAAAAAACUUAGCCGCAGCUUCUCUGAUGAAGAUGGCGCUUGUAUAAAUGUGUUUAAACUUAUAUGCUGAAUAAAAGAUCCAACUGUAGUGGAAUCA
This is a messenger RNA of Phlebotomus argentipes, 1235 nucleotides long. RefSeq lists its product as uncharacterized. The record is from RefSeq and is a predicted model, not a curated record. NCBI's taxonomy places the organism in Eukaryota, Metazoa, Arthropoda, Insecta, Diptera, Psychodidae. Bases 47 to 1129 code for a protein of 360 amino acids. The transcript has 3 exons.